Molecule: messenger RNA, 183 nt
Organism: Penicillium bovifimosum
Lineage: Eukaryota; Fungi; Ascomycota; Eurotiomycetes; Eurotiales; Aspergillaceae
Product: Winged helix-turn-helix transcription repressor DNA-binding
Exons: 2
Coding region: 1-183 (60 amino acids)
Source: RefSeq, a predicted model, not a curated record
AUGAAACGGGGAUACUCGAAGCUGAUCCUCGAGGAGUUUGUGCUGACAGACCGCGAUGGGCUAUGCUGCCUGCCAUUAUGGAACGAUCCCAGUCUCAAUGGACCAGGAGCUGGGUUUCAGGUUAUCAAGUUCUGGGCGCCACCUGGCGAUGGGUAUGGUAUUAUUGAAGCGAAGCUGAAAUAG